Messenger RNA from Diaporthe batatas, 1500 nucleotides. RefSeq lists its product as uncharacterized. NCBI's taxonomy places the organism in Eukaryota, Fungi, Ascomycota, Sordariomycetes, Diaporthales, Diaporthaceae. Gene Ontology annotation, cellular component: COP9 signalosome. The coding region runs from base 1 to 1500 and encodes 499 amino acids. Gene Ontology annotation, biological process: protein deneddylation. The transcript has 2 exons. The record is from RefSeq and is a predicted model, not a curated record.
AUGUCGGAUGAUGAUUUCAUGCAGGAGUCAGAUGAGGAGUAUGACUUCGAGUAUGACGAUGACGACGAUAACGAGGAUUCUGGCGAUGUAGACAUUGAGAACAAAUACUACAACGCCAAGCAGUUGAAGGUCACAGAUCCCGAGGACGCAAUCAAGGAGUUCCUGGAGGUGCCGGGCCUGGAACAGGAGAAGGGCGAUUGGGGCUUCAAGGGCCUAAAACAGGCUAUCAAGCUAGAGUUCAAGCUGCAGCGUUACGAUGAGGCCAUCAAACACUAUGCGGAACUUCUCACCUACGUCAAGUCUGCUGUCACGCGCAACUACUCCGAGAAGUCCAUCAAUAACAUGCUGGACUACAUCGAGAAGAGCUCCGACGCCAAGGGAGCUGCGCUGUGUAUGGAGAAGUUCUACUCGCUCACCCUCGAGUGCUUUCAGACGACCAACAACGAGAGGCUCUGGCUGAAGACAAACAUCAAGCUCGCCAAGCUCCUACUGGACCGCAGGGAGUACCCAUCAGUCAACAAGAAGCUGAAGGAGCUACACAACGCCUGCAAGCGCGAGGACGGUAGCGAGGACUCUAGCAAAGGCACCUACCUGCUUGAGAUUUACGCCCUUGAGAUCCAGAUGUAUGCAGAGACCAAGAACAACAAACAGCUCAAGCUCCUGUACCAGCGCGCCCUGAAGGUGCGCUCCGCCGUGCCCCACCCCAAGAUCAUGGGUAUCAUCCGGGAGUGCGGCGGCAAGAUGCACAUGAGCGAGGAAAACUGGAAGGAUGCCCAGUCGGACUUUUUCGAGUCUUUUCGGAACUACGACGAGGCAGGAAGCCUGCAGCGCAUCCAGGUCCUCAAGUACCUGCUGCUCACCACCAUGCUGAUGAGGUCCGAUAUCAACCCCUUCGACAGCCAGGAGACGAAGCCGUAUAAGAACGACCCGCGCAUUGCUGCCAUGACGGAUCUGGUGGAUGCCUAUCAGCGAGACGACAUUCACAAGUAUGAGAGCGUCCUCCAAAAGAACCAGGACCUGCUGGCCGAUCCUUUCAUCGCCGAGAACAUCGACGAGGUCACACGCAACAUGCGUACCAAGGCUGUGCUCAAAUUGAUCACCCCAUACACUCGCAUGCGUCUCUCCUGGGUCGCGAAACAGCUGCGCAUCAGCGAGGUUGAGGUGCAGGAUAUCAUGGGCUUCCUUAUCAUUGACGGCAAGAUCAAUGGCAAGAUAGACCAACAGACUGGCGUCUUGGAGAUCAACAGCGACCACGACACCGAGCGCAUCGGCGCCAUUCAGCACCUAUCCGAUGCCCUUGCGGAGCUGUACACCACGGUUUUUAAGGAUGGCGACGGCUUCCGCAACUCAGACACGACCGUUGCCGGUGACGGGUCAGACCUGGGAGGCGGCUUGUUCGAAUCUUCUCUGGGGUCACGUCGCGAGGGAGGUAGCAGGGCUACAGGUCAUUUCCAGAGGGCUCGCAAAGUCCACCACAGGGAAACGUUUGGCGCGGCGUAG